Molecule: messenger RNA, 1575 nt
Organism: Penicilliopsis zonata CBS 506.65
Lineage: Eukaryota; Fungi; Ascomycota; Eurotiomycetes; Eurotiales; Aspergillaceae
Exons: 3
Coding region: 42-1553 (503 amino acids)
Molecular function (GO): oxidoreductase activity, acting on the aldehyde or oxo group of donors, NAD or NADP as acceptor
Source: RefSeq, a predicted model, not a curated record
CUCACGCAACUACUCCGUACACUCGUACACUCCCCAUCAUCAUGAGUCUCUUUGUCCCGCUCACGACGCCCAAUGGCUACCAGUAUGACCAGCCGCGGGGUUUGUUCAUCAACAACGAAUUCGUCCCCUCCUCGACUGGCCAGGUGAUUGAAGCCGUCGAUCCAGCGACCGCUCUCCCGAUUGCCACCGUCUAUGCCGCGUCCGCCGACGAUGUCGACAAGGCCGUCCAGGCGGCGUACAAGGCGCUAAGGGACCCCUCAUGGAAACAACUGCCUGGCACUGAGCGAGGAGCCUUGAUGGCACGUCUGGCAGAUCUCAUGGAGAGAGAUCGUGCCCUGCUGGCUACCAUUGAUGCCUGGGACAACGGCAAACCAUACCAGGUUGCUUAUAAUGAUGACCUGGGGGAGGCUAUUAGCACAGUUCGGUACUACAGCGGCUGGGCUGAUAAGACAUUCGGCCAGACGAUCAGCACGACGCACACCAAGUUUGCAUACACGUUGCGGCAACCGAUCGGUGUCGUGGGACAGAUCAUCCCCUGGAACUACCCUCUUUCGAUGGCUCUGUGGAAGCUGGGCCCUGCGCUGGCCUGUGGAAACACGGUGGUGAUCAAAGCCGCAGAGCAAACCCCUCUCAGCAUCCUGGUUCUGGCCAGGCUGAUCAAGGAAGCCGGGUUCCCCGCCGGUGUGGUGAACGUGAUCAACGGGUACGGGCGUGAAGCCGGGGCAGCCCUUGUGCAGCAUAAGCUUGUCGACAAAGUGGCCUUUACGGGCUCCACAGGCACGGCGCGGGAGAUCAUGAAGAUGGCGGCGGGGACAUUGAAAAACAUCACACUGGAGACGGGCGGCAAGUCGCCGCUGAUCGUGUUCAAGGACAGCGAUCUGGACCAGGCCGUGAAGUGGUCGCAUUUCGGAAUCAUGUCCAACCAGGGCCAGAUCUGCACGGCCACCUCGCGCAUCUUCGUCCACCAGGACAUCCUCGACACCUUCCUGCAGAAAUUCAAGGAAACCCUCACGCAGACAUCCAAGAUCGGCCACCAGUGGGACGAGACCACCUACCAGGGUCCGCAGGUCACCCGUGCCCAGUACGACCGCAUCCUCUCCUACAUCGAGCUGGGUAAGCAGGAGGGCGCGACGGUGGUGGCCGGCGGCGGGGCCUUCGUCCCAGCCAGCAAGGAGCAUGCAAACGGGUACUUCGUCCAGCCGACCGUUUUCACCAACGUCACGGACUCGAUGCGCAUCUACCGCGAAGAGAUCUUCGGCCCUGUCGUCGUCAUCCGCUCCUUCGCCACAGAGGAGGAAGUCAUCCGCUACGCCAACGACUCGGAGUACGGUCUCGGCGCCGCCGUUUUCACCAAGGACAUCGAGCGCGCUCACCGUGUCGCUGCUGAGAUCGAAGCCGGCAUGGUCUGGAUCAACAGCAGUCAGGACUGUGAUCCCCGGGUGCCCUUUGGUGGUGUCAAGCAGAGCGGCAUCGGGCGCGAGCUCGGCGAAGCAGGUUUGGAGGCGUAUACCCAGGUCAAGGCUGUGCAUGUCAACCUGGGCAGCAGGUUAUAAUCUUGCUUUUCUAUAAAAAGGG